This is a messenger RNA of Sphaerodactylus townsendi, 5281 nucleotides long. RefSeq names its product RAR related orphan receptor C (gene RORC). Bases 75 to 1652 code for a protein of 525 amino acids. NCBI's taxonomy places the organism in Eukaryota, Metazoa, Chordata, Lepidosauria, Squamata, Sphaerodactylidae. The transcript has 11 exons. Gene Ontology annotation, molecular function: zinc ion binding; nuclear receptor activity; RNA polymerase II cis-regulatory region sequence-specific DNA binding. Gene Ontology annotation, cellular component: nucleus. Gene Ontology annotation, biological process: regulation of transcription by RNA polymerase II. The record is from RefSeq and is a predicted model, not a curated record.
CCGGCCAGGCAGCCCACCUCCCUCCGUCCCCGAGCGCCGCCACCCCCGGCCGGGCAGGCGGCUCAGGGGGCUCCAUGGAGCCGGGCAGCAGCGGCAGCCCCGGAGCAGCCAAGCGGGGCAGAGGGCCUUCGGCAAUGAAGAAGACACACACUUCCCAGAUAGAGGUGAUCCCAUGCAAGAUCUGCGGUGACAAAUCCUCAGGGAUCCACUAUGGGGUCAUCACGUGUGAAGGCUGUAAGGGUUUCUUCCGGCGCAGCCAGCAAGGGAAUGUGACCUACUCCUGCACCCGGCAGCAGAACUGCCAGAUCGACCGCACCAGCCGCAACCGUUGCCAGCACUGCCGCCUGCAGAAAUGCCUCAGCCUCGGCAUGUCCCGGGAUGCCGUCAAAUUUGGCCGCAUGUCCAAGAAGCAGCGGGACAGCCUUCACGCCGAAGUACAAAAACAGCUGCAGCAGCAGGCCCAGGCGGGCGAGGCGGGGGCUUCGGCCUACUCCCUGGGAGUUGCCAACGGGCAGCUGAAGCUGGCCCCCUCCCCUGACCUGCUGGAGGCAUCGGCCUGCUCCACCGGCUUGCGGAACGGGCAGGCCCGCCUUAGCCAGUCCCCGGAGGAGACAAUGGCCCUGACCUACGCCAACGGGCUCGCCAAGGGCCACGGCCUCCUGAGCGAGGACCUGCCGGCUCCCUUCGCCAAAGAGUACAGCCCCGAGCGCAUCAAGAUGGAGGGCCGGGGGAGCGUCUAUUAUGCCCUGGGGACGCAGGCGUCGCCGGAGCUCUUGCGGACGGAGGUCAACGGGGCGAAGCGGCCGGCGGAGGGCGAGGUCGGGAGCGAGACCCUCGACUUCUACACGACCCCUAGCUUCACCAGCCUCUUGGAGUCUCCCAACUCUUCCCUGACCGAGAUUGAGCAUCUCACACAGAAUGUCCUCAAAUCCUACCGGGAGACCUGCCAGCUGCGUUUGGAGGACCUCCAGCUACGGCGCUGGGAAGUGUUCACGCGGGAAGAAGUCGGGAUCUACCAGAAAAAGUCGAUGGAGGAGAUGUGGGAGCGGUGCGCCUGCCGCAUCACCGAGGCCAUCCAGUACAUCGUGGAAUUCGCCAAGCGGAUGGGCGGCUUCAUGGACCUGUGCCAAAACGAUCAAAUCGUGCUUCUCAAAGCAGGUGCCAUGGAAGUGGUUUUGGUAAGAAUGUGCCGUGCCUUCAAUUCCGAGAACCGGACAGUCUUCUUCGAAGGCAAAUUUGCAGGCCCGGAGCUCUUCAAAUCCCUUGGAUGUAAUGAAUUGAUCAACUCCAUUUUCGACUUCGCUAGCAGUCUUUGUUCUCUGCACUUCUUCGAGAACGAAAUUGCCCUUUUCACGGCGCUGGUGCUCAUAAACUCAAAUCGUCCCUGGUUGCAGGAGAAGAGCAAGGUGGAGAGGCUGCAAAACAACCUGGAACUCGCCUUCAAGCACAUGCUGCGGAAGAACCAUCGGGAAGGCAUCUUGGCCAAGCUGCCCUCGAAAGCGAAACUUCGGACCCUCUGCCACCAGCACAUGGAGAAGCUGCGCUCUUUCCGCCAGAUGUACCCCAUCAUUGUCCACGCCGUCUUCCCCCCGCUCUACAAAGAGCUGUUCAGUUCAGACUGUGACCCACCCCAGGGGACGGCAGUGGAGUAACACCUCCCACCAAGAAAACAAGAGGAUGGCAGCACCCAAAGGUCUCUUCCCGUCUCUCUGCCUGCCUCCGGUCUGCAGCGUCGCCUUCCGAGGUCGACGCUAAAGAACACAGGGCGGGGGGGUGCGAGAGGGCAGGAGAAUCCGAGACCAAAAUCGAAAUCCUGCUUCUGUGCAUUCCUGUCCGAAGAGCGGGAUAAGGAGCAGGGGGGGCAGAGCUGAAUGCCUGGGGCGGGGGGCGGGUAGGGGGGGGUCCAUCCCAACUUCUGACACCAGUUUCGGUACGUCAACAUUGGACUCGCUUCGUGCCUGAAGACGAAGCGGGGCAAGCACGCGGUGCCCCGCCUCACAAGAACGGUACAUUGAGGGGUGCAAGCAACGCUGAUGAGACGCCGAGAGGUCAGGCACGGUUUGAAGCACAAAGUGUUAAUUAAACAAGGGUCUUGUGGCCAUGGGGUACUCCCGAGAGGAGGAAUUUUUCGGUUCCUUUUUUCUCUCCAUGACGUGGUCUCGUUGAAUGGGUGAAGUCCAGUUAGCUGCAGUUAAUCACAGCCAAAACGGCAGCUUGGAUAGUGCCAAAAAAAUACCUCAUUUUGCUGACGUAAGGGCAUGAGACUCAACCAGGCUGUUCUGUAUUCCCCCACCCCCAAAACCGAGUUUUUAAGAAGUAAUAUAUUAUAUAUAGAUAUAUAUAUUUUGUGGACAGAUGUGGUUCUAUAAGAUAGAUCUAUAUUUUUAAGUGUCUGGCCGCUUCAUUUGAAAACUGAGUUAUAAUUUCUCUUCUCUUUCUGCGUAUCAGCAAACUGACUUCUUAUAGGAGAUUCUAUCAGCCAGCAACUUCUGGGCAAUAAUAAUAAUAACAAUAACCGUGCUGCUUUUGCGUCGCAUAAGCAAGAAUGUAUUGGAUCCCCCCCUAGAUCUAGGUUCCUUGCGCCGGGGAAAGCACUGCUGUUAAUCAGAACUGAUCCAUGGGAUCUGACCCACUAAUUAAAAAUAACCAAAAGGCAAACUCUUAUUUUCGUUACUCUCGGACAAUCCCAUGCCAUGUUUGUAUGGCGGCUUCCAUCCUCACAGCCGCGGAUAUUAAGGUGAUAUUCCUCAGCUCUUUAUGCCAUUUGGGUCAGUCAAAAAAAAAAUGGCAAACAUGUGGGAACCAUUUUGUAAUCUUGGCUGUCGCCGUGGGUUACGACUGUAUCCAUGCUUUCAUCAAUAGAAUGUUGAUAAACAGCCCAGCUUCCAUGAGCGAAGUGAGAGGUCACGCCCUAAACUCUAAGGGAGUCUCGGCCAAGAUGAAUGGGCUGUUCUGUGGGUAGGAGGAGAAUAGAAUACCAAGGAAGCUAUUAGAAAUGGUUUGAACUCGCCGCCAUCCAAGUUUUUUAUUCUUUAAAAAACUCUUCCCUCUGCAGUGCAGUUAAGUUUAUAACUGCACGUUACAUUGCAUUAAUUUUAUGCCAAUUUAAUUGGCAUGGCUUCCCCCAAAAGAAUUCCAGGUAUUACAAUGUGCUGAGAAAUUAAAAACUCUUCUUUCUGGACAGGGAAAGUUAGAUUAUGCAAGCAAUCCCUUAUUGAUUACUUUUUCCUAGGGCAGUCAUUCAAUUGAAGAAAUUCAGUUGACUUAACAGCGCAAUCCUGGGCGGAGUUACCCCAAUCUAAGCCAAUUGAAAUGCAUGUGCUUAGACUGGCGUAACUCUAUCUAGGAUUGCACUGUUAUUUGUAUGGAUUUUAGGCUUGUGUAUAAGUUUGUACAGGAAUAAAACAAGCCCUCCUUGCCUCUGAAGAUGCCAACUAGAGAUGCGGGCAAAACGUUAAGAGCAAAAACCACCAGUCCACAGCCACGCAGCCCAGAAAAUCCAUCACAGCCCCCUCCCCCAAAUUGUUUUUUAAACAAUGCACGUUGCUGCUUUUAUAAUAUAAAAGGAAGCAAUCUUUCAUGGGAAGGCUGAGGGAGGAAUUCAAUUUCACAGAUGCAAUCCGCUCCCCAUGACUUUCUUGUGUACUUGCAUUAUAGAUCAGCUCUUUAAAUAAAAGCAAAAUUAAAAAAAUAUAUCUUUGCUGCCCAAUUAACCAGGAUCAUUUUUAAGGUGAUCCAAAGAUUCUUGAUCAACUGACCCCCCCACCCCACCCCACCCCUCAGUUCUGCUGAUCAGUGAUGCGUACCAUUUGGUUAUUGAAAAACAGAUAGAAGAACAGGGUAGAAAUAUUAUGAAUAAGUUAGGGUGCAUGGAAUCUCUAACUCUCUCUUUCUCUCAUUCUGUUCUAGCUUUUAACAAGUUAAAUAAUUCAGCUAAGUCGGUUAAAAGUCAGGCAGUAUUAAUUUAUAGUAAAACGUAGAGAUUUGACGCAGCGUUUUCCACACGAGUUCUGAUGACCCCGGAGGUUGUUUGGGAUAACGGGGUUUGGGAUAACGGGGUUUCUUAGAUUGUCUCUUUUUUAAUUCCCAACCACCCCGGGCCAAUUUUUGGUAUUUUGGAUAUGAUGUUCCCAAAACAUCUUGGUAUCCAGACUAUUUUUGAAAAGAGAAAAUGGUAUACUUUUUAAAGAGACUUGUGGUUUUUUAUAUGAUGGAGAUAAAAUUUUCUUAUUGCGUUUUGGAACAUGUGUACUAGGGUUGCCAACUCUAGCUUGGGAAAUUCCUGGAGAUACUGGGGUAGGAUUUGGGGAAGGGGAGGGAUCUCGGUGGGGUACACUACCAUAACCCCCCCCCCCCAGCCAUUUUCUCCGAGGCAGAACUGAUCUCUGUCGUCUGGCUAUCAGCUGUAAUUCCAAGAGGCUCCAGGCCUCACCUGGGGAUUGGCAACCCUACGUUAAUCCCUUCCUAAUUCCAGGGAGGGCGGAGUUUGAAUGUAAUUCAGUGUAAAAGAUGUUGAAUGUAAUGCAGUAUUCUCUGGGAUCUCUCUUGCCCUUCGCGGAACUGGUUUUAGGGGUUCUGGCUUUUCCUCUGCUCGAUGGCAAAGAAGGCCCCGAGUCUGUAGCUUCCUUCCCCCGAUGUUUUGCACAAACUUUGUCGCCUCCUUAGCAUGGUGCUUCUGUGCUCAUGGGGUUUCCUUAUUCACUUGAAUGGAGACGAAUCCCGUAAUGCGUCCAAAGCUGCCCUCCCCACCGAAACAAACAGGACGCUAAAUAGGUCGCACUAAGCUUGUUGGAGAAAAUGGGAGUGAGUUUUGUGGAGUAAUGGAGUUCCACGUGCUCAUCAAGAGAUCCUAAAUCUUCAAGAGAUCCCCAUUGAGGUGACUGUAGAACCAGAACAGAAACAUGGAGCUGGAAGGAACCUCAAAGGUCAUCCAGUCCAAUCCCCUGCCAGGGGCGUACCGGACAGGGGGACACAUGGAGUCAAACGUCCCUGGGCUGCGGCCGUUUAGUCACGUGGGGGUUGGAAAAUCACCCCCACGCCCCUCCUCCUUCUAUACACCGACUUCCAGGCCUGAUGCAAAAAAAGUUGUUUGGUCUUGGUGGGGGAGGGUGGCCGCCCAUACGGGGGGGGCGGGGGCUCAGAUUUUGCACCGGGCUACAUUUUCCCUAGCUACGCCUCUGCCCCCCCGCACAAAGUCGCCCAGCGACUCAUCUUUUCCUGCCUCAGAUCGUAAUCGAUAGGAUUUAAAUCGAGGCGAUUUUCAAACUCGUUCCCCAAAAGG